GUUGGAACUACGGUUGCGCGAAUCGUAACUCGUGAAUCUUUCGAAUUUUCGUUUAAAAAAUCAUUUUUACGUGCUUUUAAUUAAGUACAACAGCGAAAAACCAUUUGGACAAAUCUUUUAUUCACUUUUAAGUAUACUUGACCAUUGGAGUAAUAUAUAUCUUCGUAAAAUUAAUCUUCUGUAAUCACUUGAAGACUUCAAUGGAAACAAAUUAUGAAGAUGAUGAUGAUACACAUUAUUGUAUCAAAUGUCAUUUGACGAUAAGUGGACUUGAUAAUUACGUUCAACAUCGUCAAGUUCGAUGUCGACCAACAGAAUCAAAAAGUGUAUCCUCUGAACCACCAUCAACUGAAGUUUCUUAUCCAGAGAUUCUCAAUGCUGAUGCAUUCUUCAGUUCAUUAGAGCUUCAAAGUAGUUCGAAAUCUAAGCAAAAUGUAACAAGAUUUCUUGAGCCAGAAAGAAAAUCUGACAGGCUCUUAGGGAAGCGGAAAAGAGCUAAAAAAUAUCAUGACAUUGAGGAAUCAAACUCGAAAGAGAAAUUAAUAUCACUGCCACCAGUUGUUACUGAUCUUGAUGAUCCCACUGAUCAUAUUGGCAUUCCUUCACUUGUUGGCUUCCCUGAUAUUGUUACUUUUACAGAAAAAUCAUCAGCCACAUCAACAAAGCUUCAGUCUACUACUGGUUCUAAACCUGUUGAUAAUGAUAAAAAACGAAAUGAAGAUCAUCGAGUUUGGUUGGAUGAUCUUGAGGACUAUGAUGCUAAUAAGGAAACUGUGUCAACUGCAGAUAGUGAUACUGAAUUUGCUUAUCAACCUGAUGAUGACUUAGAUGUUGAAAGUCCAGUGGAUGAUAUUGGUCAGGAUGACUCUUAUUCUGAGACUGAUUACCCAGAUGACCGAGAAUACCCUCCUCAAGCUCAUACUGGAGGUAAAUGGAAACCUGGUCAACUCGUUCAUCAUAUGACAGUAUCUAAUGAUGAUGAAUUGGAUCAAGAUGAUUAUCACCAUGAGAAUUUAGUCCCUCCACAUUCUGGAGGCAAAUGGAAACCUACUGAGCAGAAAGCUGAAGAAGAUGAGUCAGUUGAGGCUGAAAAGGAAGACGAAGACAAAGAAAGUGCAUUGAUGAAAAGUAGCAGACGACCACCCCUUGGCCAUACUCGUGGUAAAUGGAUUCCUGGAGCUUCAGUUACGUCGGAAGUUGAAUUGGGUUAUUGGUGUGCUCCUUGUGGCCGAAAGCUUGCGUCUAAAUUGGUUUACACUAGACACUUGCGCUCAGACUUACAUGCUCGACGGAGUAUUCAAGAGAUUGAGGGAGAUGUUAAAUUACCACGAUCAGUUGGUCCACUCUUACGCAAGAAAGAUCCCAGCAGACGUCAAAAAAUUCUUGCUAUUAAAAAGGCAGAAUCGAAGAAGAUUAUUGUGGAUAAUAAUAGGUCAACAAAACGGAAAAGAUGUCGAGAAAAGCAAAUUCUUCGGUGUGAAAUGUGUCACGCUCGUGUACAUCGUCCUCAGUUGGGCAAGCACCUGCUUUCUCACUACCACUGUCGUGUUGCUGGAUUAAAUCCCUGUAGUACAGCCGCACGACGUUUUAUCCUGGAAAACAUGGGUAAUGUUGUUCGCCAGUGCCCAUUUCAGUGCACAAGCUGUCGCUUUUACUGUAAUACUGAAGACACUUUUCUACGUCACUGGCGUUCCGAUCUUCAUAUUAAUUCAUGUAAUGAGGAUGAUAAAAAUUACACUUGUGUAUGUUGUGAUUAUUGGUGUCAGGGUGACACCAUAAUGGAAAAACAUUUAUUAAGUUUGGAACAUCGAGAAACAGUGGCCAUGAUUAAUAAUUCAGUACCAAUUAUAAUAAGAAGGCAGAGAUUUUUAUCAUGUGAAACCUGUAAUCGUCGUUUUCGGUAUAAUCUUCAACUUCGAUUACAUUCUAAAGAAACUGGUCAUCCAGAAAGUUGGACAGCAAGUAAUGAAUAUCAACGAAUAAUAAAAUGUACUUUAUGUCCUCAAAUUUUGCGAUCGCUGCUUGCAUUGCAGCGUCAUCAGUUAACCUGUCAUAAAUUGUCAAACACUAAAGAUGAAGUAUCAGCUCCAUACUUUUGCUCUUUCUGUUCAAUUAACUUUAAAACUGCUCAAGAUGCUGUGCUUCAUAGGAGGACAAUAAGUCACAAACAGAUUGUGAAAGAGUCCAAGUCUAAAUCAGAAGUCAUAUCGGUUGUAAAAGAGUGUAAAUAUUGUCAACAAAAAUUUAACAAUCUGUUGGAAUAUAAGCAACAUUUACUUCAAAAUCAUCCAGACUUUUGUCACAAGUGUUUGAAUUGUAAAAAGUACUUCGCUUUAUCUCAAGAUUUAACAAAACAUACUAAAUAUGAUAAAUGUCAAGAAAAUACUACAAAAAUGAGUGAACUAGAACUUAUUAGUACAGUUGACCAAAAAAAUUGUCCUGAAUGUUCAUUCGUUACAAAGUCUGAAGCAGAGUUUCUUUUUCAUCAAGCACUGCACGCCGGUAAUGUGGAGUUUCCUUCAAAACAAACGAAUUCUCGUAAAACUGCUAUGUUUCGUUGUCCCGUGUGCAAAAAAAUCUUCACGAAAACUUCUCUUCGUGCUCACAUUAGAAGUCAUACUGGUGAAAAACCUUACAGUUGUUCCAAAUGUUCUGAGUCUUUUUCAAAAAAAUCUUCAUUAAAUCUUCAUAUCAUCCAGUGCCAGUUAUAUGAGCUAAAUGAGAAGAAAGUACGUGAACGAAAGUACAUUUGUUUAGAUUGCAACACAGCUUUUUAUACAAAAAACAACUUACGACAGCAUAUGCUUCGACAUACUGGUAAAGAUUUCAAAUGUAGUUUUUCGGGUUGCCCAACUGUUCUUCGAACUGAAGCUGAACUGAAAAAUCAUCAAGCUCUAAUUCACUCUGAAAAAGAUACUCAUCGCAAGUUUCAAUGCAACGAAUGCUCUUAUGCAGCUAAAACUAAAACACAACUCCGCAGGCAUCAAAUUCGUCAUAAAAGUAUUGGCAACGAAAUUCAGCAACUGUCAUGUUCCUACAAAGGCUGUUGGUUCACGACAAGAUUUAGUUCCCACUUGAAACGACACGUUCGCUUACAUACCGGCACUAAGCCAUAUAAAUGUCCUCACUGUUCAUAUGCAAGCAACAAUAUAGAAAAUUUGCGUAAGCACGUUUUAUCAACGAAACUUCAUCCUGGAAAAACAAUUUAUGAGUGUGAUCAUUGCAAAAAGAAAAAGAAGGAUACAGCAGCAGUUUAUGUAACGAAUUUUUUAAAAGAAUUGCGUGCUCAUUUAAUAGAAGAACAUUCUGAGGAAUUCCCAACGCUUGGUCAUGCUAACAGUUAUGUUGCUGGAAUGUUUGGCAGUGAUGGACAAUCCACUCCGCACGAAUGACUCAAAAAAUUCACGGUAUAAAUCUUACGAUUUUUAAAUUCCAAAGAUAAUGACAGUUACCGGUUUAAGGUAAAAAAUAUUCAUGAAACAUCCAAGAAUUAUAGUGACAGUAAUUUUAUUAUAACUUUAAUACAACGUUGAUGAUGAUAAAAAUGAUUUAUUAAAAAUGAAAAUGGCAUAAAAGACAUGAUUCAUGCUAUAAAUUGUCAAAGAAAUAUAUGUGAGUUUAUGUUACUAGACAGUCACGAGUUGAGGUCGUAGAAGGUCUGUAGAGUGGUCGCGAAGGUCGCAAAAGUAAUACUAUAACGAGAGAUGCUUAAAUGUCCAAUACUAGGACCUACAGGUAGGCUGAUAGGUGUCGUAAGCCACACCAUACUCUUACCAACAGGACUUGCAUCCGGCGGGAUAAAAAAUUAAAGACAUAUCGAAGCGUAGUGUUGAAUGUCAAGUGUGAAGGAUAAUUUAUCGACUAAUUAACGAGGAUGUCCUUCAUUACGAGUUGAAACAGUCGAUGCACAAGUCUCUUUUUUUACCCUCAUGUAUUUUCACUGCUAAUUCUUUCCUUUUCUCAACUCCCCGUACUUGUGAAUAGUCUUCGACAUUAUUUAGCACCCGAAUAUUUACGACUAGCCAGUUUUCGGUCCUCAGAAUCAAGUCUUCUUUUACAUUUUUUUGC
Chelonus insularis is the source of this 4068-nucleotide messenger RNA. Its product is annotated as zinc finger protein 729. Gene Ontology annotation, molecular function: zinc ion binding; RNA polymerase II cis-regulatory region sequence-specific DNA binding; DNA-binding transcription factor activity. NCBI's taxonomy places the organism in Eukaryota, Metazoa, Arthropoda, Insecta, Hymenoptera, Braconidae. The record is from RefSeq and is a predicted model, not a curated record. Gene Ontology annotation, biological process: regulation of transcription by RNA polymerase II. The transcript is spliced from 10 exons. Bases 201 to 3392 code for a protein of 1063 amino acids.